AUGCCACUCUCGUUUGAUUGGCCAUUUCCAGAAAAGCCAUCAAUAUUAUAUAAGGCAGUUUCAACUAUAACCAUUGGACUUGUUGGAUCGUUUAGCAAAUUUUGGAUGAAAUAUGUUUCAUCAGUGCGAAUUGAAAAUGGUGAGUUUCUUCUAAAUGCUGUAUUAAAUCGGCAUCCAGAUCGACCAUUGAUUACUGUAGCUAAUCAUCAUUCUUGUAUGGAUGACCCAUUGUUGAUCGCAGCUACAAUACCACUUCGUAUUUUUUGGACCCGUCAUCGAAUGCGUUGGGCUUUGGGUGCUGAUGAUAUUGUAUUUACAAUGAAAAAACAUCAAAUCUUUUUCAGUUUGGGUAAAACAAUACCGGUGACAAGAGGUGAUGGUGUUUAUCAACGACCUAUGAACUUUGCUCUCGAACAACUUAAUCAAGGUGGAUGGAUACAUAUCUUUUCUGAAGGAAAAGUCAAUCUAACAAAGGAACCUAUGAGACUUAAAUGGGGUGUUGGUCGACUUGUUGCCGAAGCUGAUGUUUGUCCAUUGGUUGUUCCAUUGUAUCAUAUUGGAAUGGAUGAUGUUCUGCCGAAUGUAGAACCUUAUGUUCCUCAAGUAGGAAAAAAAGUAAGCAUUUAUGUUGGUGAACCAUUAAUGUUCGAUGGACUUGUAGAAGAAAUGAAAAAAGACAAACGAUCAUUGCAAGAAAUACGUAAAGCCGUAACUGAUAUAAUUCAAAAUGAAUUAUAUAAACUUAAAGUAAAAUGUGAAGAACUACAUCGACAACAUCGAGGCAGUGAUUCUUCUUCGUGA
Messenger RNA from Rotaria socialis, 801 nucleotides. The record is from the annotation of a GenBank genome assembly. NCBI's taxonomy places the organism in Eukaryota, Metazoa, Rotifera, Eurotatoria, Philodinida, Philodinidae.